Messenger RNA from Scutellospora calospora, 843 nucleotides. Lineage: Eukaryota; Fungi; Glomeromycota; Glomeromycetes; Diversisporales; Gigasporaceae. The record is from the annotation of a GenBank genome assembly.
AUGCAAAGCGAAGAAUGGAAAAUUGUUCAGAAAAAAAAGACUCGACAACCAACAAUUAAUGUAUCGCCGAUGAUUAAGAAAAAUCAUAACUUUCAAUAUUUGAACCGAGAUUCUAAGAAAAAAGUUUAUGGUAAUAAUGUAACGCAGAUUUCGUCAAAGGAUGUGAUUUAUUUUAUCGAGGAAAAAAUGAAAGCAUUAAAUAAAAGUGUAUUUUUUAAAGAAUUGAAGGAAAUGAUUUAUUGUCAAUUUCUCCCACCAAAUCGUCCAACGCUGGUUGAUAUAGUAUGUUACGGAAUAGGGAGUAUCGAGAAAUCAAAUAAAUCGCAAUAUCAAUUUGCAUUAAUGUUGCUUUUUAAGAACAUAUUUCAGAUAACGGGAAAAGUAUAUGCGUAUGAUCCUGUUCUUUCACAAGUUGACAUUGAAGUCUUGACCCAUUAUAAUGUAGAAUCAAUCAAAAUCAACGAGAAAGCGAAGCGCAUUGUCACCAAUCAAACCUUAUUCUACAUGCCACAUUGUCCACUCGGAUUAUAUAAUAAUUUGAUCAAAGCAAAUUGGGAUAGAAUAAAACUAAAAGAUAUCAUUAUUGUUGGAAAUCGACUGGAAUUUUAUACAGAAAGGACCACAGCUUUUCUCGAAAGUAAAGCGCCUUAUAUAAUACCAAUAUCCUUUCUUAUGAUUCUCCAAAGUCUUCUCUUCCCUUCAACUACUAUUACAAUACCAGAUAACAUAUUUAAUGAUUUAUGUUGUCAAUGGUUUCCAAUCGAUAAGGUAGACGCGUAUGAAAGAGAUAGCGAAUUUUGGAUUUUGAAACAAGAAUUGGAUGAAGAUCCAGAAAUUAUCUAA